This is a messenger RNA of Magnusiomyces paraingens, 2823 nucleotides long. RefSeq lists its product as uncharacterized. Lineage: Eukaryota; Fungi; Ascomycota; Dipodascomycetes; Dipodascales; Dipodascaceae. The record is from RefSeq and is a predicted model, not a curated record. The transcript has a single exon. The coding region runs from base 1 to 2823 and encodes 940 amino acids.
AUGGACGGCCCUCCAUCGCUUAAACGGCCUCGGGUUGAUCUUCCGCGGUUUACGGCUGGCAAUAGACAAUCAUCUUCGCACAAAUCUACUAAUGCUUCAGAUGAUCAACUUCAGCGGAGUGAUAAGACAAAUGCAGGUUCUUCUACAAACAAGUCUUCUUCUGCACAGUCACCAUCAAAACCAUCACAAACAAACUCAAAAGCACGGCCGUCAACGGCAACAGACUCAGCUUCGUCUAAAAGAACUUCCUCUGCCCAGUCACAGUCAGCAACAUCAACCUACAAGCAGCAUCAACAAGCAGCAACAACUAGUGAGCCAUCAUCUCGACACACUUCAAAAUCUAAUAAUGGCACAGGUAGUCAUUACUACCAAAAUUAUGGUCAAGGUUAUAAAAACAAUACUUAUAAUAGCAGCGGUGGUUACUACAGUCAUAACCAAGGGUACCAUCAAUACAAUAACCAUAAUCGAAAUUACGCGGGCCAGCCUCCUCCAUCUCAAUACUCUCCUAAGUAUUCGUCUCAGUACUAUGACGAUUUAAGUCAGGGGUCUCAUCCGCAUCACAAUCAUAACCAAAGGGGUGGACCCGUGUUACAGCAACAGCAACAGCAACAGCAGCAGCAGCAGCAACAACAACCACAUUACCACCACCAAAUGCUAUCCCCCAUGCCUCCAUCGCAAUCUUCUUCACCAAACCACCAGCAGCAAACCAUGAGUAGUAAUGGCAGUGGUAACGGGACUCCAGGAUCAUCGCCUCCUUCACAUAGUAAUAGCUAUUACGGGGUAACUACUAAUUAUUACGACUCGUACCACGGGUACAGUGGCAGCAAUGGAGGAGGAGCAGGAAGUAGCAAUAGAAGUAAUAACGGUUCUAAUAGUCCAACAAGAAAUGGGAUUGGUCGGUAUGGCAAUUCAACAUCUGGCAUGACUACAGGUGCUGGCAACACCACUAAUGGCGCGGGUAAUAAUAAUAAUAAUAAUGGACAUAGUGGUGGGUCCAACUCACGAGGUCCUCCUCCUGUGUAUGGAGCAAGGGGGUAUACUCACAAUCGCAAUAAUCACCAUCAUCACCACGGCCGUCGUGAUAAACAGAGAGAUGGGUCGCGUGAUAGUGGCGGUGCAGGUGGUUCUGGGGACAUGCGUGGAAGUGUAGCUGCGGCGUUGGCUGCUGUGGCUAAGCAGCGCGUUUUUAGUGAUUUCCGGAUAGCACGCGUCAAGAUUGGCACGUUUGAGGCCACCGAGGGUUCUGCUGCCGAGGCCAAGGAGCUUGAGGAACAAAAACGGACUGCUGCUGCUUCUUCUACCACUCCAUCGCUUCCUUCAGCUCCUUCUCGAACAAUACCCUCCACAGUUUCUGGAACUAAAGACUCUCGUUUGAGACUUUACUUUAGAGGCUCAGGGAAUGAUACCCCACGUUACUUGAGCUCACAUGGAGGAGCCGCAGGAGGAGGUGUAAACAACAACUCAUCAGGAAGCGUCAAUACCUUAUCUGCAACUGAACAAAAUACCAACUCUUGUGGUCGCGGUCAGUUCCCAACCCCUGAAGAGCAGGCAGCGCGUGAACGAGCAUUAGCUGAGCCCGACCGAUUGUCCAUCUCGUUGUAUCGUGGAACCAAGCGCAUUGUGAUACCUGUACAAGAUGGCAUUGACAAGAUUCAGUUUCGGCGAGCAGACGGGUAUGUGCGCAUCAAGUCUCGUGGUUGGGCAUUGUUUGAGGAGCUUGAUGAACGUUCAGCAGCAGCGGCAGCCUCUAGCCGCAACUCUGCGUCGUCUACAUCGUUGUCAUCAAUGACAUCAUCGUCCACAACCACGUUUUCUCGCGCGGCUGGGCAUUUCCGACGAUGCGACGAUAUUACGCGUGGCCAGCUUGAGUCUGCUGACGGACUCAUUGAGGUAUGGAUCGACCUCGAGCGACCUUUGCCUGUGGAGCCCAAGUGGACGCGUGGAAAUUUGGCCGACUACAUUGAUGUGCGGUCUAAAUACUUGUCCCGGCGAGUGCUCGAGGUAUUAGACCCAGAACCCAUUGUUGACUUUGAUGCGGUUGUGAAAUUGUGGGUGCGCGAAUCUGCAAUUGCAACCGAGGAAGAGCGUCGUGCGUUUGCAGACACACACCUUGACUCGUCGCUCCCCCAUAUCCUUGAACUGUGCUCCAGAAUCUUGGCUCCGCCCUAUUACUAUGUUUCUAAAGCACUUGCUGCAACUGCAAACAAUCCUUCAGGAUUGCCGACACCGCCAUCCACGGCUUCUGUUGUGGGAAGCAGUGGCAGUUGUAUCAACUCUGGGGAGUCAUCCUUACCAUCAACUUCAACUUCAACUUCAACUUCCACAUCUUCUUCUACUACUCACCAUCAUUUGAAUACUGUUGCUGCAGCUUCUAUUUUAGAAUCUGGCCAGAUCCCGGCACUCAUUUCCCCCGCAGUCAACAUGCUCUUGGCAACAUUGGUCAAGGUGGUUACAGAACGCAAGGAUUCGGAUAAUAAUGCAGAGUUGGUGGCUUUGUUAAAACCUGUAUUGUUUCAAGUUCCGGAACCAGUUGUUUGGAGGUCACUUGACGGACUGUUUGCACGACGUAGUGAGUUGGCAGGUCCUGUAUUGCAUUUUGAUGCAGACGCAGUUUUGGCAGGGGCUGCUGCCCGAGCGCAACAAAAGAAAAGGCAACUAGAAGAAGCGGCAGUUGCUGCGGCCGCACUUAAAAAAGAACUUGAUGAACAGGGGAAAGUGAAAGGAAAGGGAAAUAAGAAUCAACAACAUAUGAAGGAUGACGAUGAUUACAUGAUGACAGAAAACGCAGAUGAAUACACGUACGAUGAAGAAUCGGCCAUGUAA